UUCAGCUCAUAAAAGUCCCUCACUAACUUAAAUAUCUAGCUAGGGCUCCCUCUUAUUUGCCCCAUUUCAACAUCAUGCUCUCAAAUUCAUUUUAAAAUUUGCAGAUUUUGUAUAUAUAUAUAUAUUCACAGGACGAUGGGCUGUUUCUUCGGUUGUUUUCGUGUUCAAGACGAUAACCGUCGGCCUUCAGUUCAUCUCCUAUCUCAGCCGAUCUCUUCAAAUCCCAAGGUUCCCAUUGAAACUGUAUCUCGGAAUCGGUUAUCCUCUUUGCUACUUUCCGAAGCUGAAGAUAGAGAUCAAGUGCCACAAAAAGAUACAAAAAGCGGCGUUUUAGGAUCUGCUGCUCAUGAUAUCGAUUUUAGCGAGCUGAAAGCUGAGGCAAAAUUUCUCAAAGCUUGUGGCACUUUACCACAAACUCCAGCUGAAAUUCGGAACAAUGAGAAACCAACAGAUUCAGGAUCUCGCAAUGGAAAUACGGAAUAUCCAGCAUAUCAUUCUUGGCUUCAAACUGCUAGUAUUGAAAAGCUCAAACUAGAAAAGCAAACAGAUCAGCUCCCUUCUCCGGCUAAACUCUUUGAGGAAUGGGAGAAUGGAUCAGAUUCUUCAUCACUUUCACCGGACAGUUGUGUAACUGGGCAAAAUUCAGAGGGACUCUAUCCCAGUGCAACUGAAGGCCACAGGGUUAGACAUGAUGUAGAAAUCAAUAACAAACAUGCUGAUCUGGGGCAAAAUCCUACUGCAGCAUUUACUCCUCUGAUUCCAGAGACACAGUGCAGGAAAAAAUCUGUUCAUUUUGAUUGUGACAAUGAUGCAGUGUCAAUUUCAUGUAAUAGUGCUUCAUCUGCAGUUACAUGCCAAGAACCGAAACCAUCUGAAUUACUAGGUGAUUACAGUGCUUCAAAACCUUCACCUUGCCCUACCCUUCCAACAUUAACCAAUGAUAUGCAAACACCUGGCACUGCCUAUCCUGCAUAUUUGCAUAACAAGGAAAUCGGAAAGAAUACAAGGAUCAGAUCUCAGUAUGUGUACUCAGUGCUAAACCCUGUGGAAAACGCCACCCAGUUUAAGGAAAUGAUUAAAGAAAGUUUUACUUCUGAUGACUAUUCUGUUCACUUGGAAGAACAACCUGAGAGAGGUGCAAUGCCAACUGGCAAAGAGUUGAAUGUGGAUACAAGUUUGUCAUCAUGGCUACCACCAAAGCAGUUUAAUCAAGGUAGCAACAACCGUCCAUUUAUUGCCAAAACUCCUGGGGAAAGGCCUAUACUGGGGAUGGUUGCAGCUCAUUGGAAUACUGAUGAAGCUGUUACUUCCCCACCCAAGUGGUGGGAUGGCAAUGGAAUUCCUAAUUCAACUAAUAAGUACAAAGAGGAUCAAAAAGUUAGCUGGCAUGCUACACCAUUUGAGGAAAGAUUGGAGAAGGCUUUAUCCGAGGAUAAACUUCUUGCUGAGAGGAAGCAACUCGGAAAGAUGACACUACCACCUAUAGGCUUGGAUGAGAAAGAAGAACGUCAAUCUGUAAGCCAUUUUGAAUCUGGUUUUAUUCUGGUCAACAGUUCUUGACUGCUGAUGGUACUUGCGUUUGGAUAUAUAGAAGCAAGUACUUGCUGAAAUUUCAUCAGCUGAAUUUUUUUAUUUCCAAUUAUAUGGUUUGGUGUGGACUGAUUGGCUUUACAACGUUUGUGUUUUAUUAUUUUUAUUUUUUGAAAACCAUCCAUUACUAAACAGUAUAAAGAUGUUAUUGCUUGCAAAUUAUGUAUAUAUAAAUGCAAAAAUGAACCAGCAAACUUUGUGUA
Molecule: messenger RNA, 1793 nt
Organism: Erigeron canadensis
Lineage: Eukaryota; Viridiplantae; Streptophyta; Magnoliopsida; Asterales; Asteraceae
Product: protein JASON
Exons: 7
Coding region: 136-1560 (474 amino acids)
Biological process (GO): male meiosis II
Source: RefSeq, a predicted model, not a curated record